Frieseomelitta varia is the source of this 3375-nucleotide messenger RNA. RefSeq lists its product as uncharacterized. Bases 324 to 2843 code for a protein of 839 amino acids. Gene Ontology annotation, molecular function: protein binding. The transcript is spliced from 5 exons. The record is from RefSeq and is a predicted model, not a curated record. NCBI's taxonomy places the organism in Eukaryota, Metazoa, Arthropoda, Insecta, Hymenoptera, Apidae.
AUCGCAAGGUUGUAGCUCGUGAAACGUUUCAUUUACCAAUGAAUCUCGUCCAAAAAAUAGCACUCUUAAUCCAGAACAUAGUACUGGAGGAAUCAUGAAACAAAAUGUUACUAUUUCUCUUGAUUCCAAAAAUGAAACGUACGUUUUUACAAAAUAGAUGGCAGUACAUCUCGAUUGAGGGAUGUCCCGUUCUAUAUAAAAGAAAUCUCAAAUGCAUAUUUUGCUAAACUGCAGUUCGACUAAUUUUAUUUAGUCGAAUAACAUACGAAAACUAAUCAGAACGAACUAACUCGUAUGAAGGAUCAACCAAAUAUUGCAUCCAAAUGGAUCCUCCGCUCCCGUCGAUUUUAAAGAAACGCCGUCUGCAGCGCAUUGGCGGUAGACCAAUAAUAGAAUGCAGGCGGGAAUUCACCUUGCCGCACAAGUUUCCCAGCAUGAUCAACACGCCUAAAUGUAAUUCGGUAUUCGAAAAGUUCACCACGUCAAACACGAGCGUGCAAAGCAGUUUAAACGGAUUGAAGAGUAAGAAGGUACUAGCUACUAAUGGAAUAACGAAAUUAAGAAUAAAAACAAAAGAUGGCAUCGAUUUGGGAGAAGUUAAGGUACAGCUGCUGACUAACGAUCAAAAGAAUUUAUUAAACGUCCCACAGAUUGUCAAAGUCCAACAAGCUUCAAAUUGUAUGAAGAAUAGUGUUGCUGGUCUUUCUACUUCCUCACAAAGUAACACUGUGAAAAUAGUGAAACCAUUAGGAUCUCAAUUAUGUAGGGAAACGCAGAAAUGUAUUAGAGAAUUACACUGUCCCAUAAAACAACAGUUUGUUGUUUCUCAUAGUAAAAUUCCCGUGGCUCGAAAUAAAAAUAAGAAUGUGAUUCAGAAGCAUGAAGUUUUAAGCAAAGUAAAUAAGAUGAAUCAAAGUAAUAGUCCACUAAAUGACAAUGGGUACAGAUUAUUGCAUAAUGUUCCAGCCGUCUCAAAAAAAAUUACAGAACCAGAAAAGACUUUAGUUUUGAUAAAUGAACAAGAGGUUAGAGACGAACAUAUUUUCAAAAAUAAUGAAAAAUGUAUAGAAAAUAAGAAUAAUGAUACUUUAGAAAAGACAAAUGUAACGGAUGUUAAAAGCUCGUUGAUCGAAUUAGCAGAAUCAAAGUUUCCAAUAGUAAGAUGCGAGAGGUUACAGAUUCCUCCAACUAAAGUUAAUAUUAAUAAAAUAAAAAGGCAAGAAAAAGAAAACAAUACUCUAUCUCAUGAAAAUAUAAGAAAAAGAAAACGUAUUCUUUUGAAAAAUAAUGAAUGGAAUCAUUCUGCAAAAAGAAUUGAAAAUGCAUCAAAUAAUAAUUCACUUAAUCUGGAAAGUAGUGAAAAUCAAAAACACGCAAGUAUUUUAAAAGAGCCAACAAGAUGUGAUAAUAAUGUAAAUGAUUUUGAUAAUGAUGAUGUUGUAAUAGUAUGCGAAAAAAAUGAAAUUGCGGGUCAACAUUAUAAUAAUGUUCAAGAGAAAAAAUGUACUAUAAUAUCUAUGAAUAACAAAGAUGUUGACAAUGAAACUCAAAGUGUAUUUGUUAAGGUAAAUACAAAGCCAAAUUUUGAUAGAAAUGAGAUAAUUUGUAAAAAUAAUGUACUAAAUGAAAACCCUGAAUUUGAUAUAAGUCAUGAUGGGAAAAAAGAUAAUGAAAAAAAAGAAAAAUUAUCAGAAUAUUUAAAUGUAAUUAAAGAAGCACUGACCAGCGUAAAAGAUGAACAACUUCGAAUUAAAGCUUUGCAUGCCCUUGCAGAGUGUGGAGUAGGUAUAGCGAAACAAGUCCCAAUUAUUCCAUCUGAAAGAUUAAGAACAGUUCAUGAUUCUCAGAUUCAAACUGAUGUAUUUGGACUUCUUGAUAGGCAAAGUUUUGUACUAGUGAAAAAAACUAUGUCUACUAUAAAAAGAAUAAAGCAAAUAGAGCGUUCAACUGUUAAUCUUUGCCCUGUCAUGAAAGAAGUACAAACUCAAACAGAAAUGCAAAUACAGACUGAAUCUAAAUUGCAUAAUAAUGUCUACAAUACGGAUUUAUUCUCUAUAUUAGAAGGCCCUCAUAUGGUGGUCCCACAAGAUACAUUAGACAUUGAUAAUUAUUUUAAUGAGAUUUUCAAUAACAAUAGCGACAUAAACAAGGUGCAAAAAAUAUUAUCAACACCACAUUCCUUAUGUAAAAAAGUUGCUGCACAAUUAAAAAAAGACUAUGACGAAUUGCAAUAUUGUGAUAAUAAUGGAAUGUUAAAUAUACAUCGAGCAGUGGUGAAUAAUCAACUAUGUGAGGUGCAAAAACUAUUGUUAAUUUUAAGAGCUUCAAAAACUAGUAUUGAUGUAUUAACAGAAGAUGGAAUGACAAGUUUGGAAUUAGGAAUUCAGUAUAAUGCAUCCGAAAGUAUAGUAAAGUUGCUACUAGAAGCUGGGGCGAAACCAAUUUCAUCUGAACUUAUUUGUGACUCCGCAGUACUUUUAGCCAGCAAACAAUCAUCACCACUUUUACCAUUACUUCUAAAUUAUGUUACAGAACCUCAGCUAUUAAAUAGAGAAGAUUCAUCAGGAUUAGCUCCUUUGCAUUAUUGUGCACUAAAUGGCUUCUUAGAUGGAGUUAUUGCUUUGGUAGAAGUGGGAGCAGACAUAAAUUUGAAGGAUCAUCGUUCGGGAAGAACGCCAUUCUUUCAUGCUCUUGAAAAUAAUUACACAUUAGUAGCACAAAAAUUGUUAGAAUGUGGUGCAAUCGCGAAUUUACCGAACUUUUCUGGGCAAUCUGUUUUAAGUUUAAUAGACGAAACAAACAAUUUUUCAUUCAAGGCGUUGCUUAAACAAAUAGUAAUUUAGUUCUACCUCCAAAAUUAUGAACUUAUUACUAGAUAUAAAUGAUUAACAAAACAUCAUAACUAAAAAUAACUUUUUAUGUACAUUUUUAUGUACUUAACUAAUUUUAUCAGUACUAAUUAAAUUUAUUUAAAUUCCUCAUAAGGAAUAAACAAAUUAAAUUAUUAAAUAAACAAAUGUAUCAGGUAUUUAUAUCCGACUCGAAUUUAUAUUUAAGAUUUUGUAAAAACAUUUCUUUAUUGACUAAAUAAGGUCUCGAUCUUCUGGGUAGUUAGUGAAUCAUUAUUGUAUUACUAGGCAUACCUUGAAUUGAUUAAUUGUAAAAAUAAAAUUCUUGUUAAAUUUUGUUUUUUAUUGUUUUAUUAUAUUGGACUUUGAUGCUUCUGAAAAUGACUUGUACUUUUCUCUAAUUAGCUCAAUUAUAUUAAGAAAUUGCUCUCUAUGUUGCAUAAUAUUAGACAAUUGUGAUUAUAUAAAAAUAUCACUGCCAAUUCAUUGUAACCAUUUAUUGAAUUGUUCUUCAUAUAUCAAAAAU